UGCUAAUAUAUUGUUUUGGAGUCAGCCCAUUUUAUUUAUGGAUAUGAAAUUUCCCUAAAAAUACAGAUAUAUAAUAAUAACAUAAUAUAGAUAAGACUACUGUUUGUUUUUGCUCAUUAGCGGUACGUCAUGACGUCGAACCGGAAGUACAAACUAACGGUUAGUUUACUACAGUCUGGCAGUUGGUACUUGAAACGGCUGAUAUUUAGGGUUAGGAUUUGAAAGUGUCUGUUUCGCCCAUAACAUUUGCUGUCGGAGCUCCAUGAUGUCGUCGACGCUGCUGCUCAAGCUGCGGGUCAGCGAGCGGCUGGAGGCGGCUGUAGAGGAAGUCUUCGGACUGGUGGAGAAGACGGUGUCGGAGUAUCAGGAGGAAGCUGUCCGCAGCAAGAGAGAAAUCCUCCAGCUGAGAGUGCAGAUCGAGCAGCUGACCGUCCUGAAACCGAGAGUUAUACUACUGAGCGCAGACACCCAGACGAUCUCUCAGGAGAUUUUGCCUUCACAAAAACCAGAACAGCUGCCGCCGAAUGUGGAGGAAAAGGAGAUCUGUGAUUCUCUUCAGAUCAAGGAAGAGCAGGCGGACUGCAGUAUCGCUCCAGACAUCGCUAUCAAUGUUCUAGACACGCAGGCUGAUCCUUCCUACAGUGAUACACAUCAUAAAACAGAACCAGCUACAAACGGUGAACUGCUCCCAUCUUCCCCGGCUGUAACAUCUAUCGUAGACAAAAUCACAGACAACACAUUUGACCAAAGGAAUGGUGUGUCAUUAGCUCCUCGCAGUCAAAAGGUGAAUCGGUGGAUCCUCCCAGCCCUUAACAAUUGUUCUUCCAAGGAUGUCAACAUCAGACUCAUGGAUACUAAAACAACGGCUCCAAAUGACACCCAGCUGUUUCCCACCUACAGCACUAUCACUGUGACAUUAAACGAUGAUUGCAAUGGGAACGCCAGCUCAGGCUCGUCCUCCUGUGCUGCGAUUCACAGUGACUCGGCUUUUAUGGAGCAGGAACCAACCCAGAAGGAUGACAGGACUUCAACGGUUAAAGAUUUUAACACGGACUAUGAUCUGAUCAAACACGUCGACAAGGUUCACAUGACCACGAAGGCUUUCAAAUGCCCUGAAUGUGACAAGUCGUUUGUCGGUAAGUUCCUACUGACUGCGCAUUUAAGAAUUCACACGGGUGAAAAGCCAUACAAGUGUUCUUACUGUACGAAAUCAUUUGCUCAAAGAUCAAAUCUCAAUGUUCACACGAGGAUGCACACAGGGGAAAAGCCAUAUUUUUGCAAUACAUGUAGAAAAAACGUCGCCAGUACCAAUCAUCUAAAAAAAUGUCGUGCCAAAGAUCUAAAGUUUCUCUGUUUGAAGUGUGAUCAGAGAUUCCUCACAUAUACAAAACUGUUGAAUCACGACCAGAACCAUAAAGCCAGCACAUCCCAUACUCAUUAGUUUGGACAUUUGAUAAUAAUACAUUUUAUUUGUAUAGCACACUUUAAAAACAAUGUCAUCUCAAAAAAGUUAUAAUUAGUUCUUUAUCAUUGUUUUGCCACACAAGUACACAGCUCUGUCCUCCCUGAGUGUGCUUGAAGUUAACAAGAAGAACUGAUUAGAACAUUAGCUUUUUGUUAUUAUGUUGAGUCAAGUGAUCAGAAUCUAGGAUGCAACAAUUUAUAAGAAGGAGUUUGUUUGAAGGACAGUAAACAAGGAUUGAAUACUGAUGUAAAGGGCGGCUGUGGCUAAGUGGAUAGAGUGCUGGAUUUCGGAUCAGGGGGUCACAGGUUCAAACCCCACUGCAGUCAGCAUGUCGUUGUGUCCCUGAAGACACUUCACCCCAAAUUGCUCCUGUGGGGAUUGUCCACAGUAAUGAAUGUAUGUAAGUCGCUUUGGAUAAAAGCGUCUAACAAAUGACAUGUAGUAGUAAAGCUUGUCACUUGAACACAUAAGGACACAUAGCAUCUAGACAAUAAAUACAUAUCUGAAGAAGGAUACAUUUAGACCUAAGAAUAACAUUGUAAACAUUACUCGUUUGUCAAAGCGAGAUUCUUGAGAAAGUCAAAAUGCAGAUCAAGUUAUCUUGUGUCAUCAUUUGUUUUUGUUUUCUCUGUUGAAGGUUUUUUGUUUUGCUCAUUUGAGAUCUUGAAGCACUUUCCUCCUGAUCUGUAUAAUGCCUGUUUCUGCUCAUGAUUGUCUUGUUCUUCUUUUCAUUACAUGUUACUUAUUAGACGCUUUUAUCCAAAGCGACUUACAUACUCAAAUGAAUAAAAUCAUUUUGUGUAUUUUGAAAUGA
Messenger RNA from Gymnodraco acuticeps, 2279 nucleotides. Its product is annotated as zinc finger protein 184-like. Lineage: Eukaryota; Metazoa; Chordata; Actinopteri; Perciformes; Bathydraconidae. The coding region runs from base 263 to 1441 and encodes 392 amino acids. The record is from RefSeq and is a predicted model, not a curated record. The transcript has 2 exons.